This is a messenger RNA of Amoebophrya sp. A120, 1358 nucleotides long. Lineage: Eukaryota; Dinophyceae; Syndiniales; Amoebophryaceae. The record is from the annotation of a GenBank genome assembly.
UGGCGGGUGCACCAGGUGACACCAGUGGUUCAUCUCCACCAUCGUCCACCUACGAAGCCGCAAGGAUUAUGCAGGACAUGCGGAUUUCCGCCAUGGAGCGGCAGAUCGAGCAGAAAUUGCUGAACGAAGAGAACUACGAACCGCAGAAGUAUCGUACUCGUAUAAAUUAUGCAUGACAAGUUCCCUCAGCAUGAGAAAUAAAAUUUGUAAUGAGGAUUUACCCUGAGAAAAAAAUUUGUAAUGCAUGACUGCAAUACGAGUGCGAUGCUUUUGCACAGCAUAAGAACGUUUUCGAACAGAAGAUCACCGCCGAGGUGAGGAGUUUGAAGCAAACGAUCGAAAGUAUCAACUGCAAAAGUGUCGUACUCGUCGUAAUUGCAAUACUGCAUGACAAAUCUUCUGUUUUACCUGAAUCAGCAUGACAAAUUCCACUCUUUCUUCUGGGCAAAUUUGUAUUGCAAUCUAUACUAGUAAGUUACUUUUGCAAUGCAUGGAAUGCCAUCACAAGCAAUUUCAGGAAAGCAGGAAAAAACAGGAGGUCGAGUUGCUGGAGUUUCAGAAGCGGAUGAAGGCCGAGAUGGAGAUGAAAGGUAUUUAAAAACAUAAAAAACGAGGAUAUCCUUAUCCAUCGAUAUUCACAUAUAUUAGAGGACUGCGUUCUUUAAAGAUUCAUCGUGUACAGUUUUUUCUACCGAAGUUGCUUUUUCACUUUGGUGUAUAGUUUCACGCCUUUUAACUGGAUCUGAUCCUGCAUGAUCCUGCUGGCGAUGUAUGGAAAACAAUGAAAGUAAAAGUUAUUUUCAUUCAUAACAGCCACGCCGAUGCCGGACAAGAAACUUUCCGAGAUGACAUCCACAGCUCCUACAACAUCCGCGGAGCACGAGAAACUGCAAGCGAAAAUUGCGGAGCUCGAAAGCCAGCUUUCCCGAGUCGUCGAAGGAGUCGAUGACCGCUUGCAAGUAUGCAUUGCAAAUAUGUCUGGGUCUGGAAACUUGUGAUGCAAGGAAGCGAAUAGUGAAAGCACUGUAAUGCGAUCCCCAGCAUGACAAGAUUUGCCGUGGUUCUGAGUUGCGUACUUACACCGCAUGAGAAACUGCGUUUUUGCAUGACAGGCAAGAGGAGCUCUUCGCGGCCACGCAAUACAGAGUUCAGAGCUAUGCCAGACUAGCAUGACAAAUCUUGCAAUCUCCCAGACCCAGACACUUUUGCACUUGAUAGCAAGAUCUAGCGGACGCCUUGGUCAAGCGGGCGAACGACAAUCAAAAACAAGUAAACGACAAGAUCUACAGUUUGACGCAGGCACAAGUAUUGACCCGCAGCGUCCUCCGGAAGGAGAACGAUGCCAAGCUGCGGAUGAA